Diorhabda carinulata is the source of this 843-nucleotide messenger RNA. RefSeq lists its product as uncharacterized. The transcript has 4 exons. Lineage: Eukaryota; Metazoa; Arthropoda; Insecta; Coleoptera; Chrysomelidae. The record is from RefSeq and is a predicted model, not a curated record.
AUGGCUAAGAGUAUUCUCAGCAACAAGGAAAAAGAUGAAAGACAAAGACAGCAGAGAGAAACAUACGGCUCAGACUGUACUUUAUGUAUGGCCGACAUUAGGGCAACCCAGUAUAUGAAUUUGAAAGAAUACUUCGAUUCCUACAAACACUUCCAGACACCUAGAUCAUCCAGGUUGGUAACCAUUAUGUUAUCAAGGCAUACGGACGUACUUGUGGAUGUUAAAAUACAUGAAAAAUGGUGCAAAAAACACCUGAAAGUUGUAUGUGAAGAACACAAAGCUCUAGAAAUAGCGUUAAAGUAUACAGAGCAGCUCUGGAGGAAACAUCUUCUGAGAAGACUGCGAGAUUUGGCUGCCAGAGCCCGACAAACAGCGGGCUUUUUUACCAAAGCCUACGGCAUUGUACAAACUCAUCACGACGACGGAUACUAUGGAGAACAUCAUAAAAUAGCAAAAGGAGACAAAGGCCAUUCGUACGGCGAAAAAAGAUCCUACAAAAAAGGUCAUCACACUAAAGGUGGACACCACGAGCACAAUUUGGACGAAUUCAAUAAAGAAAAAUAUUUCUUUGAUGAAGAUCAUGAUUCUGGUCAUCACGAACAACACGGAGGACAUCACCAUGAAGAUGGAUACAAAAAGGGAGACCACGAGAAAGGAGGACGCCACAAGGGAGGCCAACAUGAAGACCACUAUGGUCAAAAAGGCGGUCAUAAUAAGAGAUCCCAUUACCACGAAUCUUCUGGACACAAGAAAGCUGGUUGACACGACGACUAUUACCAUCAUGGACACCAUUAUGGUAAAAAGGGAGGACACGGACACUGGAGCUUCAAAAAAGGACAUUAA